AUCAGGAGAGUGAAGCGAGUGCUCUGGGAAACCCUCUGGAAAAGAAAAAAAAAAACAAACAUAAUCGAAACACGAUGCAGCACCUAUAUAUGAUAAGAUUAGGAUUGAUUUCCACGUUAUACGUCGUGUGCAGCGCAGAAGAAGUUAACGACAUCCCCAAUACCACGCUAUCACCAGAGGAAGAGAAAGACGCGACUCAAACCUACAUCUGGACUUUUGUGGCGAUAGGAUUACUUAUCUCCUGCUGUGUGUUCUCUGCCCUACUCUACCGGAAAUUCUUCGGCCCUUUCUUCAUCCAUCCGGUCGCCCCCCCGUCCCCGUACGGCAUGGCGCCCACGUUCUCGAGGUCGACUCCCGUUCUGGCGCCGCACGUUCCUUCCUGCCCCCACUCCCCCGCCCAGGCGCCCUUCGUGCCUGUGCAGAACGAGGGGUACCCGGGUCAGGCGCCGCCCGCCUGGGGAGCUCCUGCAGGUCUUGGCAGUCAUUAUCCCUACAGUCAGCAACCACAUUCAUUUUAGCGUUGGAAAAGGUCGUCGAAUGCAUCAUCAACAAUUUUUCCUCUUUUCAUGCACUCAAGUUUAAUUUUUUAAUGAUAUGCAGCUAUUUGUUUCGUUACUGCAACUAUGUCUGUUACUGAAACCACUACCAUUGUCACUAGCUAUGUUUUUGAAGCCAGUUUUAUUGUUUUGAGUUUUUGUAACUUUUUUGUGUGUGUAUUUAAGGUAUGGUACAUGUUUUACAAAUGUUACUAAUUUUUAAAGUAAGUGGUGGUUAUGUACUGAUAUUUUGUGAAGCACAGUGUGUAUUGUAUAUUUUUGGCAUUAAUAAAGUAUUUUCGCGAA
Messenger RNA from Penaeus monodon (black tiger shrimp), 842 nucleotides. RefSeq names its product lysine-rich arabinogalactan protein 19-like. NCBI's taxonomy places the organism in Eukaryota, Metazoa, Arthropoda, Malacostraca, Decapoda, Penaeidae. The record is from RefSeq and is a predicted model, not a curated record.